GGUCUCCCUGGAGUGAAGGAGAAGAGAGGUGUUUCUUUGUCAAGUUUUUGUGUGGGACUUCUGCGGAAAGGUCUCGCAUUUGCUGACUCCUCCUGGUGAUUGGCAUUUGGGACCAUGGGUGCCCAGUGGAGCAGGGUGCCCUGGCUCCUGCUGAAGCUGUGGACUGUGCUGGUGAUCCUCAGCACUGGGGUCAUGGGGGUUGCCGGACAGAGUCAGGACCCCGCCGAGCCUGGGCCUUCCUGCUACGGGGGAUUUGACCUGUACUUCGUUCUGGACAAGUCUGGAAGUGUCCAGCACCACUGGAAUGAAAUUUACUACUUUGUUGAUCACCUAGCACAUAAGUUCAUCAGUCCCCAGCUACGGAUGUCCUUCAUUGUAUUCUCUACACAAGGCCGAAUUCUAAUGAAACUUACAGAGGACAGGGAGAAAAUUCGAGCUGGACUGGAAGAGUUGCAGAGGGUACUACCAGGAGGUGACACCUUCAUGCAUAAAGGUUUCCAGAGGGCCAGUGAGCAGAUCUACUAUGGGAAUGCAGAUGGGUACCGCAUGGCCAGCGUCAUCAUUGCCCUUACAGACGGAGAGCUGCGUGAAGAUGAGUUUGACUUGGCUGAGAGGGAGGCCAGCCGCUCACGCAGUCUGGGGGCCUCGGUCUUUUGUGUUGGAGUUAAGGACUUCAAUGAAACACAGUUGGCAACAAUUGCGGACAGUAAAGACCAUGUCUUCCCAGUGAACGAUGGUUUUGAGGCCUUGCAAGGAGUCAUCAAUUCGAUCCUUAAGAGGUCCUGCAUCGAGAUCUUGGCAGCUGAGCCAUCUAGUAUCUGUGCAGGAGAGUCUUUUCAAGUGGUCGUCAGGGGAAAUGGAUUUCUGCACUCUCGCAACGUAGACAAAGUGCUGUGCAGCUUCCGCAUAAACGACACCCUCACCUUGAUGAAAAGGCCUCUGGUGGUAAGAGACACGUAUCUGCUGUGCCCUGCUCCUGUGAUGCAUGAGGUUGGAACCACAGCCUCUCUCCACGUCAGCAUGAAUAACGGCUUGAGCUUUAUCGCCAGCUCUGUGACCAUCACCACAGUCAGCUGUUCUGAUGGGACUAUCCUGGCCAUCGCCUUACUCAUCUUGAUGCUCCUGCUGGCUGUGGCUGUGCUCUGGUGGUUCUGGCCCCUGUGCUGCACUGUGAUUAUCCAUGAGUCACCGCCCCCCAUUGAGGAAGAUAGCUUGGAUGAGGAAGAAGAUGGGACUCGGAAGAGAAAAUGGCCGACAGUUGAUGCUUCGUAUUAUGGCGGCCGUGGAGUUGGUGGGAUCAAGAGGAUGGAGGUCCACUGGGGGGACAAGGGCUCCACGGAGGAGGGUGCCAAGCUGGAGAAGGCCAGAAAUGCCCGUGUGAAGAUACCAGAGCAAGAGUUUGAGGAGCUGGCCAUGCGGAUGCUGAACAAUGGCUCACGGAAGCUGCACACCCCUCCCCGCAAAUGGUACUCACCUAUUAAGGGCAAGCUAGACUCACUCUUAAUCCUACUGAAGAGAGGAUAUGACCGUGUGUCUGUGAUGAGACCGCAACCUGGGGACAAGGGCUGCUGUAUCAACUUCAGUCGCAUGAAGUCCAGCCCACCUCCACAAUACCUUGCCUACAAGAACCAGCUGAGUCCCAUUUACAGUGUACCUCACAGCUGUACCCCUCCGCCACCCCAGGGCAUGCUGCCUCCAACACCCAGCAGCCGGCCGGCUUUCCCCUGCUCAUCUCCAACCUCGACACUGCCGCCUCUCCCCACCACACCCCCUCCCACCUCCACCACCUCAUUCUCUCAAACUCCCCCACCACCAAAUCGUGCGCUACCACCAACAUGUUGUUCUUACCUGCCCCCGUCUCCUUCACCGACUGGCUCUCUUCCCCCACCUCCACAAGCGCCUCCAUCCUGUCGGGCUCCACCCCCAGACCGCCCACCGCCUCGCCCUUCUCUUUAGGGCCUACCUGCACCUGGAUGGGAUUUACCAAUGAAAGGAAAACAGAGCCACGAAGAACCAUGCCCCCGCCAUCUCUUCUAGACAAGCCGCUUUAAACUGUACAGACUCAGCAGUGACCUUCAUACACAAGUUGCCAGUGUUACUCCAAGAAGAAAACAGGCAGACUUAAAAUCAGAACACCAUGUUUUCUCCUUGGGGGAAAAAAAAGGACACACAGGUACCUUCUGACUAAUAUUCUGCAUCACCAGUCUGAGUCUUUCUGCUGGACCACAUUUCUGAAUUGUGGGAAACCUUAAUAUUCCCUGAAAUACAGACAAUAGCUUCUGCUUAGCAGGCAUAUUCAGUUAUCUGUAUUUUUGUUUCUAGUGAACUUGUGAAUCUCGCCUAAUUAGCUACUUGUGCCCUGAGCAUAAGAUGAGGCACUGGGCUUGGAAAAGAGAAGAAAAGUGGCUGGAGGAAAAUGGAUGUUAACCACUCUAGGCAGAAUCUGAGUGAUGUGGACAUCACUAUAGAACUCACUAUUGAUGCUGGUACAAGGAAGUGCAACAGGAAUUGCGGUACAGCAGAACUGCUCAUCAAACACAAGGAAUGAACAUGUUAUGUUUGCUCUCGUUAUAGGAUCACUUACGUACACAUAUGUGGAAUACUUGCCAACCAGAUCACUAUGGGAGGAACUUACAGGUAACAUUUGGACACACACCUUUGGUGAAUUGGAAUCUGGGAAGAGAAUUGGUGUGCAGGGCAGUAAAGAAGGGGUUGUACAGGUCAUUUUAUUUCCAGACACACUUAU
Messenger RNA from Scleropages formosus (Asian bonytongue), 2746 nucleotides. RefSeq names its product ANTXR cell adhesion molecule 1b (gene antxr1b). The transcript has 18 exons. The record is from RefSeq and is a predicted model, not a curated record. NCBI's taxonomy places the organism in Eukaryota, Metazoa, Chordata, Actinopteri, Osteoglossiformes, Osteoglossidae. Gene Ontology annotation, molecular function: transmembrane signaling receptor activity. Gene Ontology annotation, cellular component: plasma membrane; cell surface. The coding region runs from base 115 to 1956 and encodes 613 amino acids.